Nelumbo nucifera (sacred lotus) is the source of this 1772-nucleotide messenger RNA. RefSeq lists its product as uncharacterized. Lineage: Eukaryota; Viridiplantae; Streptophyta; Magnoliopsida; Proteales; Nelumbonaceae. The record is from RefSeq and is a predicted model, not a curated record.
UUUCUGAAGGGAAAAAUAAAAGGAAAUAAAGAAUCGAAGUAUUGAAGACACAACCAUCUCUCUUCCUCCCUUGGAUCCUUCCCCCGAUAAAAAAGCAUUCUCAGGUCUCGAAUCUCCCCCAUUCUCUCUUUCUCUGAGAGAACCAGAGAGGUCAUGAAAGAUAGAGUUCGUUCUGCAACUUCUGUCUUCUAUUUUCUUGCUCUGCUCUUCAUGGCUGUCUCUACUUUCUUCCACACCACCUCGACAGAAAAGCAGCAGCAUCCCAAAUGCAAGCGGAAGCAGCAGAAGAAACUCUCAUCCUGGGACCAAAUUAAGAGCCUCCUCACAUGUAAACAGAUCGUCGGAUCACGAGUACACGACCCAUCCAGGAACGUAGGUGGGUACUUGAAAUUGGGAGCUUCCUGUAGUUCUAUCUGUAGCUUCAAAGACGUUGUUCAUGGGAACACGAGGGUGGUGCACAGAGCUGACAACUCCCCGGAGAGUAGCAGCCUGGGCCAGGAAACUGCACUUCUUAGCCGGAAAGCAGUGACUGCAUCGUCCAACCGAUCAUCGUCGGGUUCAAUGAGAUCGAGCGGUGGUGGAGCUUAUUCAUCUUCGUCCAGGGGAAAGCAAUUGAUAAAGCUUUCCGGGUGUUACGAGUGUCACAUGAUCGUCGAUCCUGCUAGGAUUCCAUCUUCGAGGUCUACUAUCUGUGCUUGCCCCGACUGUGGAGAGGUCUUCCCGAAGAUCGAAAGCUUGGAACUUCACCAGAGCAUAAGACAUGCUGUAACGGAGCUGGGACCUGAAGACUCUGGCCGUAACAUUGUAGAGAUAAUCUUCAAGUCGAGCUGGCUCAAGAAGGAUAAUCCAAUCUGCAAGAUCGAACGGAUACUGAAGGUCCACAACACACAAAGGACAAUCCAACGGUUCGAAGACUGCCGUGACGCAGUCAAGGCACGUGUGAGCAACAGCACGAAGAAAAAUCCCAGGUGCGCAGCGGACGGCAACGAAUUGCUCAGGUUCCACUGCACGACGCUAACGUGCGAGCUGGGAGCACGCGGGAGUACCAGCCUAUGCGGCUGCAUACCGGGCUGUGGUGUGUGCACAAUAAUCCGGCACGGGUUCCCGGGGAAGGUGCACGAUAGCAAGGGGGUGCGCACUACCGCCAGUAGUGGGAAGGCGCACGACAGUUUGGGCAGUGUGGAGGGGAGGAGAGCGAUGCUGGUGUGUCGGGUUAUAGCAGGGAGGGUGAAGCGCAUUGCGGAUGAUGCGCCGGCAGACGAAGAAAGCAUGUCUACCGCCACGUACGAAUGCGACUCUGUUGCUGGAUACGCUGGUGUUUACACGAAUCACGAGGAGCUUUUCAUUUUCAAUCCAAGGGCUAUCCUUCCUUGUUUCGUGGUUAUAUACAAAGCCCUUAACUAAUGUGAAAGAAAGUAGUAGAGGGUUUAGGGUUAGCUGAGCUGCGCUGACCUAACUCUUGUUUGUACAUAAUGGAUUUUGUUAUACGUUUUCACAUCGUAACAAAAUUCCAUGACGACAGUAUUGGGCUUCCGAGAUUUGUCUUGGCCCAUCUGCUCAGAACCCUUGGGCGUGUUAAGGAGUUGGUAGUAAUAAAGAACCCGACCACUUCACUAAUCUAAGUGAUGAUGUGGGUUUUGUGAAAUAUAUAAGUCAGGAAUCAGGAUGGGCCGAUUGGGCCAUUGACAAACGAGCAUUUGUUACGUUUUUUAUUAUGUCAGUUAAUUCUGUAACAUAUAUUAAAAUUAUCUAGUGCUGGAGGUGAAGGUUUA